Messenger RNA from Aplysia californica (California sea hare), 1643 nucleotides. Its product is annotated as inositol hexakisphosphate kinase 3. Gene Ontology annotation, molecular function: inositol hexakisphosphate kinase activity. Gene Ontology annotation, biological process: inositol phosphate biosynthetic process; phosphatidylinositol phosphate biosynthetic process. Gene Ontology annotation, cellular component: nucleus; cytoplasm. NCBI's taxonomy places the organism in Eukaryota, Metazoa, Mollusca, Gastropoda, Aplysiida, Aplysiidae. The record is from RefSeq and is a predicted model, not a curated record.
GUGAAAUGAGCGCUGCAGUGGAGCGACCCCCGCUACUGGCGAGCCCCGUAGCCGUGAUGGGACCCACUCCCCUCGGGCUUCAACCCUUCGACCACCAGGUGGCAGGCCAGUCUCUCAUCCUGCGCUACAACGACACCACGCUGUGCAAGUGUCUGAUCCCACGAGAGCACGCCUUCUACCAGAGGAUGCCAGAGUCCCUGCAGCCCUUUGUCCCGCAGUACAGAGGUGUGAACCAGCUUAUCCUACCAGACCCUGACACCUUCAAAGACACUGAAAAAGAAAACCUGUCUCAUUCCCCUCAUCAUGAACGGCCCUCCCCUUACAAGACAACACCCAGUCAGGCUCCGCCCAGUUCACAGCGAGUCCCGCCUUCCUUUUCUCCUGCCCAGUUGCGGGGCAUGCGAGGACUUCGGAAAAGCAGUAGGACAGGCCUGGGGGAUGGUGGCAGUUUGUACUAUUUUUUACUGCUGGAGGACCUGAUCUCUGGCUAUGACCGGCCGUGUAUCCUGGAUCUGAAGGCGGGGACACGACAACACGGUGAUGACGCACCGCCGGAGAAAAUUGCCUACCAGGUCAACAAGUGCACCCAGACUACCUCGGCAACACUGGGACUUAGGCUGUGUGGGAUGAAGCGCUAUGUGGAGACAAGUAACAAUUAUGACAACAAGGACAAAGUGUUUGGCAGAAAUCUAUCAGACGAGGAAAUGAAACUGGAAAUAAUCCAGUUCCUGUUCAAUGGGAAGGAAUUCCGACACGAUGUUGUGAAACCCCUACUUGAUCUUCUGGAGAGGCUGAGGAAUGUUGUCAGAAAUUUAGAGGGCUACCGCUUCUAUUCCUGUUCGUUGUUGAUUGUGUAUGAAGGAAAUUGUGACAAAUCAUCGGGAAGUUUGUGUCAAUCUCACUUGAUGAGUGGUCAAAAUGGGAGGUGGAGUGGGCAGAAUGGGAGACAUGAAGAUUAUUCACUAAAUCAGAUACACUCUUCAACUAAUACAAGACUCCAUCCCAGUGAAGAAGUCCCAGUUUCUAUUAUUCCAGAAGGAAAACUUGUUGAAAACAUUUCUUGUGAUGGAUUUGACUCGGGAAGUCUCACUACCUCAUCUCAAACUUCUGUAAACGGUCAGAACAACUCACAGGGAAAAUAUGAAAAGGAUUCAAAUGAUGAUACAAUAGACUCGGGGAGUGUCCCUAGUCCUGGUAUUAGCCAAACUUCUCCUGAAAGCUGUCUACAAACCUAUUCCUGCCUUACACCAGACAAUCACGUUUCUGCAUCGUCCGAUUCCAUCGCAGAUCAGAAGCCUCAUUCUCCUCAUUGUCUCGAGGGAUAUGGUGAUUCCAGUUCACAGGUAUCCAGGCUUGUGGAUGUGAGAAUUGUAGACUUUGCUCACGCCACGUUCCCUGGGUUCUGUGGAGACACGGUCACCCAUGAAGGCCCAGAUCAUGGCUUUCUCCGCGGCAUCGACACUUUGUUGGAGGUGUUGACAAAUUUAUUGGAGGCCAAAAGUUGAUCUGUUAUUCCGUUGACUGCAGAGGGUGCUGGAAUUGCAUUUUUUGCCAUAAAUAUGAUGUAUUUUGGGAUAGAUAGACUUAUAUGAAUUGAGAGAGAGAGAGAGAGAGAGAGAGAGAGAGAGAGAGAGAGAGAGAGA